CAGCAACGGAAAGCGAUGUCGUAUGAAGCAGGUGGCAUACUUGCUUCCACAUGGGUGUAAGGGAUCUUGGUAAGAAAGUGUACUGGUGAUUGCUUAGUGGCAUUCGCUGCCUACAAGACGAUCCUAUCCGCGUUUAAAAGGCUAUUGCGUGGGACGAGGAGUGAGCAAGACAACAGGGCACAUUAACAGACUUUGGUUAUAGUUUCUAAGAUCUGAAGUUGGUUUGGCUGGGGUCCUUUGCCCAUCUGUAGCAAAAAGAAAUAAAAAUGGGUCGAAAAUUUGAUGUGACGAAGAAGCAAAAACGAGGUCCUGGGAAAAAGGCUCGGAAACAGAAGGGGGCCGAAACAGAAGUUUCAAAGUUUUUGCUUGAUGAUGAAGAUAAGAAAAGAUUCUCAAGGAGAGCACGGCAGCGGAUAGCGAAAAGGAAGUUGCAUCAUAAGGAGAAAAUGAAGAAACCUCAGAAGGAUAAGGCAACCACAGAACCGUUAACACAGGACAAAGAACUUAAGGGAAAGAAAGUGAAAACCUUCAGUGAUGAAAAUGCAGAGUGGCUUAAACCAUCCAAGCGAAAGCGACCUCUUAUGGAAGACAGUGAAGAUGAAGAGGAGGAAAAUAAGUUGGGGCUUGACAGUGAAGGGGAGGAGGAGGAAGAAGAGGAAGCGAGUUUUGCUAGUGAAGAUGAGGAGGACUCUGAUUUGGAGGAUGAAAAACAAGUAAAAGAGGAACCCUUGUCAGCAGAAGAUACUGACUCUGAUCUUGUAGAUGAUUAUGGAGCUUCUGAAGAUGAAGAGGAAGAAAAGCUCCUACCUAUUGAAAAAGCAGCACAGCGCACAUUGAAGAGAAAAAAGCAGUUAAAGGAAAGCACAGGAAAGGAAGAAGAUGAUAACGCUGAUGAAGAUGAGGGAUUGCAGUUAAACAUGGAUGCAGAUGAGACCUUCGUAUUACCCAGUGGCCAGGAGAUUGCGAAGGAAGGUGUCCAGGCUCCUGAUCUUCAGCUCAUCUACCAGAGGAUCAAGGACAAUGUUGAGGUCUUGCAGGAUUUCAACAAAAAGAGGCAGUCUGACAGGACAAGAGAAGAAUAUCUGGACCUCCUUCGGCGCGAUCUGGCUAACUACUACAGUUGUAAUGACUUCCUCAUAGAGCGACUUAUGGACCUAUUUCCACUUAGUGAGCUCCUAGAUUUUUUGGAAGCAAAUGAAGUGCAGCGUCCUGUAACGAUUCGUACCAACACACUUAAAACACGAAGACGAGAUCUUGCUCAGGCUCUUAUCAACCGAAGUGUGAACCUUGAUCCUCUGGGGAAGUGGUCAAAAGUUGGCUUGAUUGUCUAUGACUCUGCAGUGCCUAUUGGUGCGACCCCGGAGUAUCUUGCAGGGCACUACAUGCUUCAGGGGGCAUCAAGUAUGCUGCCUGUCAUGGCCCUUGCACCACAUGAGAAUGAGAAGAUUCUGGAUAUGUGCUCUGCACCAGGAGGAAAGACUACAUACAUAGCUCAGCUGAUGAAAAACACUGGAACAAUCCUAGCAAAUGACAGCAAUCCUGAGCGUCUGAAGAGUGUUAUUGGAAAUUUGCACAGACUGGGGGUAACCAACACUGUAGUCUGUAACUACGAUGGUCGGCAGUUCCCAAAGGUCAUAGGAGGCUUUGAUAGAGUCCUACUGGAUGCUCCAUGUAGUGGAACUGGAGUUAUUUCCAAGGAUCCUGCUGUCAAAACUAACAAGGAUGAAAAGGACAUUUUGCGUUGUGCCCACCUUCAGAAGGAGCUUCUUUUGGCGGCUAUAGACUCUGUGAACGCAGCUUCUGAGACUGGAGGCUACCUUGUCUUUUGCACAUGCUCUAUAAUGGUAGAAGAAAAUGAAUGGGUUGUAGAUUAUGCCCUGAAGAAAAGAAAUGUAAAAUUGGUACCAACAGGACUGGACUUUGGAAAGGAAGGUUUUACUAGGUUCAAAGAGAGGAGAUUUCACCCCUCCCUUCGACUAGCCCGACGCUUUUACCCUCACACCCACAACAUGGAUGGUUUCUUUAUAGCUAAACUGAAAAAGUUCUCCAACACAGUUCCUCAGACACUCAGUGAGCCAGGAGACUCAGAGUUACCAGCAGCCCCUUCUGAGACUGCAAAGGCUGCAGUAAAGGAAGGCCAAGCUGACAAAAUGCCUGAAGUUUCAAAGGUUAGCAGUCCUGUUGUCCACAAACUAACACCUAGUUCAGUGAAACAGAAGAAAAAACUGAAACAAAAAAUUAAGUUGGAGAAAAAGUCGACACCUGGAGCUUUCCCACGGAAAACCAAACCAGAACACAAGAAACUCAAAGAAGGCAAAAGAAGAAAAUUCAAAAAGAUGAAAACAAAAUGAACACACAGCCUACACUUGACUGAUGCAUGUUUAUCUUUUAAGCAGCAUCUUUUUUUAAUUCAUUUGCAAGAAGGUCAUCUGGUUUUGUUUAAAAUAAAUGCCAGAGUUUUUUUUACAUUAAGAUCCGAGCCUUCUGUCUUCUGGGUAUUUUACUGUAUGCUCAGUUGAGGUAUGACUGCUCUUGUAUCAAGGAUGAAGAAGUAAAGGUUAUCACCUUACCUUUGGAAAUUGACAGUUCUUCUUUCUUAAGGCCAACAGCUACCUUUUGUAAUUUUUUGACUGAGAGGUUUUAUCUGGACCUUACAAAGGAGAGGAAUUUGGCUUACAUUGUUACUCAUCUCUGAAUGUGUUGGGAUCAUGUGAAAGGAUUUCAAAGCUGUGUGUGUCAUACAACUAGGACAUUUGUUACGUAACAGAGUGGUUGAAGAUCAGUAAGAGAAGUCAUAAUAAAACUCCUCUCGCAUUUGAA
Molecule: messenger RNA, 2820 nt
Organism: Protopterus annectens (West African lungfish)
Lineage: Eukaryota; Metazoa; Chordata; Ceratodontiformes; Protopteridae
Gene: NOP2
Product: NOP2 nucleolar protein
Exons: 17
Coding region: 267-2351 (694 amino acids)
Biological process (GO): maturation of LSU-rRNA; rRNA base methylation
Cellular component (GO): nucleolus
Molecular function (GO): rRNA (cytosine-C5-)-methyltransferase activity; RNA binding
Source: RefSeq, a predicted model, not a curated record